UCUCUCUCUCUGUUUUCUUCUAUCUGAAGAAAAACAAUAAUAACUCUGAGUGGUGAAGCCCCAAAGAUGACCAAAAAAUAAAUAAAUAAAAAUAGAAUGGCGGUGUAGGGGCGGGGAGAAAAUCUCCAUAGAUGACAUGCUUUUAGAAAGGUCAAAAGCAACCCAAACUGAACAAGACCGUUGUUUAGGUCUCCAGUAGCAAGAAAAUGUCCGUCUUCAUAAAAGGAGAUGAGAUGCAGGAAAAAAUGUGGGAGUUGCCAGUGGCAUGAGGUGGACAGGCAGGGGAGAGAAAAGCAGAAGUGGGGAGAUGCUUUCAGUUUGGGUCUCUGGGGAGGGGGUUCGGAAAUCCCAGGCACCACCCUUUAGGAGUAGGAUUGGGCCUGGAACCAACCCAGAAGGACUGGGCCUACUCUCUUCUCAAGGGAGGAAGCAGGAGGCUCAGACCCAGGCCUGAUGCCAUCACAGUGAGCCCCAUACAAGUACCUCAGUGGCUGACAUCUUGCUGUCAGUCCCUCAGAGGCAGGCUGGGUUGGGCUGGGUCAAUGUGAGGGAGCUAGAAGGGAUAGGAACUGGUCCCAAAAGAUGAGACUCAGCAGUCAUGUGGAAGAGGGCUCCAGCUAGGGGGAGGAGGCGGGGUCCACCGAGAGCCACCCCCCACCCAGGACUUGUUUCCCGUGUGGUUUUCUGCACUUCCUGUUCCCCUGCUCACUGCGGAAGUUCCUCAUCUCACCCUGCACCCUGAGCCUGGGCGGAGAGGACAAGGGCAGAAGGCACCAUGAGUGGGGGCCCUGCGGGAGGUAGGCCUGGGGGCCGAGGUGGACCAGGUAUCCAGCAAAACAUCCCCUCUUCUCUCCUCCGAGAACAUGAGAACCAGCGACUCUUUGAGAUGCUUGGCCGGAAAUGCUGGACACUGGCCACUGCGGUUGUUCAGCUCUACCUGGCCCUGCCCCCGGGAGCUGAGCACUGGACCAAGGAGCAUUGUGGGGCUGUGUGCUUCGUGAAGGAUAACCCUCAGAAGUCUUACUUCAUCCGCCUUUACGGCCUUCAGGCUGGCCGGCUGCUCUGGCAACAGGAACUAUACUCACAGCUGGUUUACUCCACUCCCACCCCCUUCUUCCACACCUUCGCUGGAGAUGACUGCCAAGCAGGCCUCAACUUUGCAGAUGAAGGUGAGGCCCAGGCCUUCCAGGCACUGGUACAGGAGAAGAUACAGAAAAGCAAUCAGAGGCGAAGUGGAGACCGACGCCAGCUGCCCCCACCACCCACACCCACCAGUGAAGAGAGAAGAGGAGGGCUCCCGCCGCCGCUGCCCCCUCACCCAGCUGGAGAUCAAGGCGGCCCAUCAACUGGCCCACUGUCCCUGGGGCUGGUGACAGUGGACAUCCAGAACCCGGACAUCACAAGUUCAAGAUAUCGUGGCCUGCCAGCCCCUGUGCCUGGCCCGAGUGACAAGAAACGCUCAGGGAAGAAGAAGAUCAGCAAGGCUGAUAUUGGUGCGCCUUGCGGAUUCAAACAUGUCAGCCACGUGGGAUGGGACCCCCAGAGCGGAUUUGAUGUGAACAACUUGGACCCCGAUCUGCGCAGCCUGUUCUCCCGGGCGGGAAUCAGCGAGGCCCAACUCACAGACGCUGAGACCUCCAAGCUCAUCUACGACUUCAUCGAGGACCAGGGCGGCUUAGAGGCUGUGCGGCAGGAGAUGAGACGCCAGGGGCCGCUGCCACCACCCCCACCACCAUCCCGAGGAGGAGGAAUCCAGCCCCCCAGACCCCCGGCUGUGGGGGCCAAUAAGGGUCGUUCUGGUCCCCUGCCCCCUGUACCUUUGGGAGGUGCCCCACCCCCACCCACCCCCCGGGGUCCCCCAGCCCUAGGUCGAGGGGGUCCUCCGCCACCACCCCCUCCGGCCACAGGCCGCUCUGGACCACCACCCCCACCUCCGCCCUCUGGAGCCGCGGGCCCACCCUUGCCGCCCCCGCCACCACCACCGCCCCCUCCACCCAGCAUCGGGGAUGGGCCAGUCUCUCCUCUGCCCCCUCCUACCUUGGGGUCUGUGGGGAGCCAGGCCCCUGGCGGGGGUCGGGGGGCACUCUUGGACCAAAUUCGGCAAGGGAUUCAGCUGAACAAGACCCCAGGUGCUCCCGAAAACUCAGCGCUGCAGCCUCCCCCACAGAGCUCCGAGGGGCUGGUGGGGGCUUUGAUGCACGUCAUGCAGAAGAGGAGCAAAGCCAUUCACUCCUCAGACGAAGAGGAGGACCAGGCCGGCGAUGAUGACGAUGACGACGAGUGGGAUGAUUGAGCCACCCCUUGUCCUCAAGUGCUCCCCUGCAGCAGCUGCUAGCUUCCCAACUUUUGGCUUCCAAGCUCCCAAUCCCCAUUUCUUCCCUUCCAGCACGCCCCCCCCUCCAGAUUGUUACCUUGGACUGACACCACCCCCACCCCCCCCGCCUCUUUCCUGUGCUCCCCCUGGCAAUAGUCUGGACUCUAUAAAAUCUCUUAGGGACUUUGAAGAUGUCUCGGAUAUUUUUAAACACAAAGCCAAUAAACAUUUUGGUUC
Messenger RNA from Erinaceus europaeus (western European hedgehog), 2551 nucleotides. It is a transcript of the gene WAS, whose product is annotated as WASP actin nucleation promoting factor. Lineage: Eukaryota; Metazoa; Chordata; Mammalia; Eulipotyphla; Erinaceidae. The record is from RefSeq and is a predicted model, not a curated record. Gene Ontology annotation, molecular function: microtubule binding; actin binding. Gene Ontology annotation, biological process: actin filament organization. Gene Ontology annotation, cellular component: cytoplasm. The coding region runs from base 776 to 2293 and encodes 505 amino acids. The transcript is spliced from 12 exons.